Messenger RNA from Neodiprion fabricii, 1672 nucleotides. RefSeq names its product UDP-glycosyltransferase UGT5-like. The transcript is spliced from 5 exons. NCBI's taxonomy places the organism in Eukaryota, Metazoa, Arthropoda, Insecta, Hymenoptera, Diprionidae. The record is from RefSeq and is a predicted model, not a curated record. The coding region runs from base 43 to 1626 and encodes 527 amino acids. Gene Ontology annotation, molecular function: UDP-glycosyltransferase activity.
UACGCCGCGCCAUACCGUUGGUAUAAUUAACAGUGAACAAAAAUGUCGCGUCAUUUCAUUACGGUGAUUCUAGUCGUAAUAAUUUGUCAACAAGGAUUCGCGUCGAGAAUAUUAGGUGUGUUUCCUGCCAUUUCGAUCAGUCAUCAAUUCGUACAUCGUCAACUGACUCUGGCUCUGAGGGAGCGAGGCCACGAGCUCGUCGUUAUCACCCCAGAUCCAAUCAACGAUCCAACCCUUACGAAUUACACGGAAAUAGAUGUGCAUUUUCUUUAUGACGAGGCAUAUAAAAUUGUGAAUUGCGUUUUACCUCCAAAUAAGACAACGUGGCUCGAAAAAGUGCAGGACUUAGCAGAGGAGUUCAUGCUGAUGAGCCAACGCAUCCUAAGUCAUUCAGUUGUGAAAAAACUGUAUGCACCGAACAGUGGAGAAAAGUUUGAUUUGUUGAUAAUUGAGAUGCUUUCUUGGCAAGCCCUUUUACCUCUAGCCAAACGAUUCGACGUUCCAGUUAUUGGUAUAUCAUCUCUCGGUCUAUCUCUUCACUUACAAUAUGGAAUUGGAAAUCCAGUAAUGCCUUCUCAUCCGGUGCACUGGGACGCUGAGAUAAAAGUGCUGGGAAAAUUGUCUCUUUGGCAAAGGUUGUGGAACUUUGUGUACGCGUGGAGAUUAGUGCAUUUUAUCGAAACGGAUUGUUUGCCGAGGCAACAAAUGAUUGCGAGGAAAUAUUUUGGAAAUGACAUUCCUGAUAUUGCUGAUAUGGAAAAAAAUAUUAGCCUCGUUUUCGUCAAUCAGCCAGCACCGAUUUCGUUUGUGAGUCCAAACAUUCCCAAGAUCAUCAAUAUCGGUGGAUUUCAUGUCUCGAAGCAUAUUGAGACUCUGUCACAGGACCUUCAAAAGACUUUGGACGAAGCGACGCACGGCUUUAUAUACAUGAGCCUUGGAACGAACUUUAAAAGCACCAUGUUGAGUAAUAAAACGCGAGGAGAGUUUCUUGCCGCAUUUUCACAACUGCCCUACAUCGUAAUUUGGAAAUUUGAGGAUGAUAUUCUUCCUGGCCGACCGGACAACGUGAUAACCAUGAAGUGGGCCCCACAGCAGACUAUUUUGGCGCAUCCGAAUAUAAAAGCUUUCAUAUACCAAGGCGGACUCCAAAGCACAGAGGAAGCAGUUUCUUACGCUGUUCCAGUAAUCGGGUUACCAACUUUGGGAGAUCAGUACACUCACGUAAACAAAAUGGUGUCCCUAGGCGUUGGGAAAAAGUUGGAGAUUCUCACUUUUAACAGAAUGGAUUUGGUGGAAGCGAUUCGAUCCGUCACAACGGACGUCAACUACAAGCAACGAAUGCUGAAAUUACGAGAUUUGAUGGAAGACAAGCCGUACGAUUCGUUGGAGAACGCGGUUUGGUGGACGGAACACGUGAUACGUCACAAAGGUGCUCCUCAUCUCCAUUCGACGACAGCCGACGAUCCCUGGUAUCAGCGUCAGGACAUGGACUUGAUUUUCAUUAUUUCUACCGUGAUUUGGAUAGCUUUCAGUAUAACACUAUUUGUGUUGUAUAAGUUAUUGGUUUAUAGUAUUAACUGCAGCAAGGAUAAUCGGCAGUUGAUGAGCAAAAAAAAAAGAGCAUGAUAAAUUCUUCUACGGAUAUUGUCGCGGUAAGAAGAUCAUGUAAAUU